Bactrocera neohumeralis is the source of this 1036-nucleotide messenger RNA. RefSeq lists its product as uncharacterized. NCBI's taxonomy places the organism in Eukaryota, Metazoa, Arthropoda, Insecta, Diptera, Tephritidae. The record is from RefSeq and is a predicted model, not a curated record. The transcript has 2 exons. The coding region runs from base 479 to 970 and encodes 163 amino acids.
AUAUGUAUGUGCAUAUCAAAUAUGUAAAGUAUGACAAACAGAGCCAGGCAACGGCUUCGAGUACUGCAAACAUUUCAAUGCUAACAAGGAACGUAAAUUCUCAACGGGCAAAGAGUGAACGUAAUUCUGUGCAAACGGUUCUAUAUGUUUUAAGAGAAUAACGCAAAGAGAGGCAGCGGAGAGUUGUCCAUGGCAAAGGAAAAAGUCCCAACGAAUAAAAGGGAGAAAAACGAGUACAACGAGUAAUCGAAGUAAGCUUUGGAAAAAAACAACCGAAGGCAACUAGGUUUUGUUUUCAAUGGUAACAACGUUUGAGAAUUUUGAAAAAAACUGUAGAUAGAAUUGUUAGCAGCAUAAAUUCAAUUUUUGGAAGUCGACGAAUAAAGUUCAACGAAAGCGACGGCAUUUUGUAACGGAGGCAAUCGAAUUUCAUCACUUUUCAACGUUUGUGGCAAAAAGUAAAACUGCUAAAGGAAAUAUGGGAAAGAUGAUAAAAUUGAAUUCGCUUAGGGUUGAUCAACUCAACAAAUUGUUACAAAACCAAGGUGCGGCGUUUAUGGGCAAUAAAACGGCGAAAGUUUUGGAGCUGAUUGAGAUAUACGGUCCUGAAGAUGUUGAUGCUGAAGAAGUUGAAGAAAUCACCGAAAUGUCUGCUAUGCAAAAGCAAAUGGACGAGAUGCGUGAUAUGAUUUCGGGGCUUGCCAAGUCUGUGAGUGAUCUUGUGGCAGUUCAGGCGGCAAUGUGUACGACACCACAACAUGAAAUUAAUAAUACAGCGACGACAAUAGGGUUAUCACCGUUGGGAACUACGACACAAAGUGAAUGGAAGCGAAGUACAGUCCACGAAAUCAAUGGAUUGUUAACUCAUCGGAACGUUAACUGCGGAGCAAUUUAUAGAAAAGGUAACGCAAUUACAACAGGCAUAUGGUUAGUGAACAAGCAAACGGAACAGUCGCAAGGAGGCGUAUAAAAAUCAUUUAAUUUCUUUCAAAUACAUUUUGUAUUCAUUCAAUAAUAAUUUUAAAUAAACUUUGUA